AUGAGAUAUUUUAAUCUAAACAGUAAUAAUUUAACUGGGUCUCUUCCCGAGAGUAUCAGGGAACUCUCUAGCCUCGAAGAAUUGCAUCUCCGUCGGAAUUCUAUGAUUGGUGUCAUCAGAGAAUCCCACUUUCGGAACCCCUCUCAUUUACAAAUACUGAGACCUAAUGGUGGUAAUCAUUUUUCCAUGAAACUCAACUCCGAUUGGAAUCCACCAUUUCAACUUAUUGGUAUGUUAGACAUUUCCUAUUGCAACGUGGGCCCAAAUUUUCCUAAGUGGAUUAUAACGCAGACAAAUAUCUCUGAGCUUGAUCUCUCUAAUGCCGGGAUAUCAGGAUCAUUACGUCAUAAUUUUGGGGAUCUACUUCCAACUGGCUUAGAAACUAUAGUUCUCUCUACCGACCAAAUCCAUGGGAAAACACCGAAUCUGUCAACAACAAGAUUGAUUCAUGUUUACUUGUCUACUGAUCGGUUUGCUGGUGCGGAGCCAUUGUUUCCUCCGACACUCCAGGUGGUGGAUCUCUCGCAUAACAUGUUUUCUGAGCCCUUGUCUUCCAUCUGCGCAUCUUCCUUCGGGGCUCAUAGUUCAUUGAAUAAAUUAUCUGGGAAACUACCGAGCUCAUUAGGAAAUUUGGUGGGGAUUUUUGUAUUGCGUUUGCAUGAAAACAACUUUUCAAGAGAAUUGCCUUCUUUAGAGAACUGUACUGAUUUACAGAUGGUUGACCUGGGUGACAAUAACUUGUCCGGAAUAGAAAUUGAGUUUGGGAGAAAUCUUGAGGGUAUGAGGAGCAUUGACAUGUCUAGCAAUUAUUUGGUUGGCGAAAUUUCGGAGAGUAUAGCUAGUAUGACCGAGUUGAAAUCCCUCAACUUGUCAAGAAACCAUUUGACGGGAAAGCUUCCUGAAGACUUUGGUAACAUGAAGAAUUUGGAGUCUCUUGAUCUGUCAAGAAAUUAUUUUAUUCCCGCAAGUUUUUCAAGAUUUAACAUUUCUUGA
Messenger RNA from Argentina anserina (silverweed cinquefoil), 993 nucleotides. RefSeq names its product receptor-like protein EIX1. Lineage: Eukaryota; Viridiplantae; Streptophyta; Magnoliopsida; Rosales; Rosaceae. The transcript is spliced from 3 exons. The record is from RefSeq and is a predicted model, not a curated record. Bases 1 to 993 code for a protein of 330 amino acids. Gene Ontology annotation, molecular function: protein binding.